This is a messenger RNA of Pomacea canaliculata, 3639 nucleotides long. RefSeq lists its product as uncharacterized. The record is from RefSeq and is a predicted model, not a curated record. NCBI's taxonomy places the organism in Eukaryota, Metazoa, Mollusca, Gastropoda, Architaenioglossa, Ampullariidae. The coding region runs from base 655 to 1626 and encodes 323 amino acids. The transcript has 2 exons.
AGGCCAGUGCCCCGGAUGUAAACAUUGCGCCUAUCGUUAUAGAUGUUCAUCGCCUUUAGAACGCUGUGUUCAGGCGAAUUGUUGACAAAUAAGUAUUUGUGUUGUAGUGUGUAAAGUCCUGAGCCACUCGAUAACGAAAUGAUGUGGGGGCAGUGGGCAGCCUCAGGCAAUUUGUUUUGUUGUGUGUUGAAAGAACGCGCAUUUGUCUGGCGUGAGUCGGUGAGUGUGUUGUCAGACCACCCUUGCCGUGACAAUGUGCGUGUGCACGCGCGCGCGUGUGUGUUGUCAAACUGUGAAAGACGGACCCUCAUUGCACCAUAGAGUCGCAACAAUUUUUUUUUUCAGCUCGUGGGUGCGCCGAGAAGGUAACACAACUGCGCAGUUGACUCGGCGCGGCAAAGAUUCGCUGACUCAUUAUGUGACUGUGGCUCAAGUACGCGUGACACGGCAUUUCCUUUCCUCGUCAUCCACUCGGCCAACAUGACAGUCAAAAACAGUCUAACGUACUCGUGGUGUAGCCUCCAAACAUAUCACUCUUUUCUCUGGAGAAUUCUACUCCUGAAUUCACAUGGAGGAAACUUUCUUGGAAGUAGCCUGUGUCACGACAUGACCCUGUGACAGCAGAGGACUUGUGACACAUUUCCACAUAAAUAUAUGCUCAGGAUGGACAAGCAGCUUCAACAGUUGGCCCCAACAGCCAUUCUGUUAGGUUUCGCCGUCCUUGUGAUAUGUUGUAGAACAAAUGCACUCAGAUACAUCACAACAUCACAGAUUCUUCCAUCGGAGUGCUGGCAUCAGAUUAAACACGUGUCUGGUUGCCCCACACGAGAUCAAGAACAAGAUGAAGUUUACUGGACUGCCCUGAGUAGGAUGUGCUGCCAGGCCUACCCAGAAACAAUUCUGCACUGUCAGAUUAUUGAUGACAGCAUUUUUCCAGCCUGUUUUCCCAGAAUGACAGUGAAGAAAGGCUAUUUCAUGGAAAUAGAGGCCAACACCACUGGGAACCCUGUGUUAAAGGUUCGACCUUGCAGCGAGGGUUAUUUUGAAGUUGGGGAAAGACAAUCCGAUACUCUGAGGUAUCCAUAUUGCCUAGAGGGGAAGUCCACCUGUAGAGAAAAUGGUCAGAUGUUGCUGUGUCGAGGCGGAAGUGAAGAGGAUGAUAUCUGCAUCUGCAGCCACGACUACACACCCCGUCCAAACACCUUGGACUGUCAGCAGGGGUUUAACCAGCACAGCGGGUGUCGGUGUGUGAAACAGCUUUGUCCCAACGGAACGAGGCGACUCCUAUCAGAAAACAGUGAAAUUAGCUGCAAAAAUGUCUCAAGGGUGUUCAACUACACUUGUUAUCCUAUUCCUGAAGAAGACAGUCCGAAACCCUGUGAUGAGGUAACCGAGAGCCACCCUGAUGAUGAACAAGACCAACGAAGGAAGAAAGGAGUCUUGGAGGAAAGAGGACAUUCCAACUCCAGUGUGUCAUCUGAUGUACUUAUAGCUGUGUUGACUAGUGUAGUAGUGAUAGGACUUGCUGCUGCUGCUGCUGUAAUAUAUUUCUUAUGGAGAAGAAACUCUGGGACCUAUAUCGUCUUAAAUAAGCCAGAUCUGUUUAAAAAACCCACAGACGCUUGACGAAAUGUAAACUAUAGGUGUGUCCUUCUUGAAGGUCUUGGGCCUGUCCAGGUUGUAGGCUGAUAGCAAAAUUCCUCUGGUGGAAAAAGUGAGAUCUUAGUCGGAAAUAAUCUGGACAAAUGGAAAAAUUGUUAAGAAAAUGAAGCUCUGCAAAAUGCUUGUCCAUGAGGGCUUUGACAAAGUAAUCUUGUCCUAAAAUGAAAACAAAAAAACCACAUGGGAAUGAAAUCUUAAGUGCAGUUAGUACAAUGGUGUCACAGAUGACAAAAGCCAGGAGAAUAUAAUAAAAAAGCGAUACAUCCAAAAAUGUCGGGACCUCAAAGUGUGAGACACAAGUAAAUAAACAAACUGCACCAUAUAUACUUGUUGGUUUUACGCUAUUGUCUGAAAUUCCACAUCUUUCUUUUCCCACCUCUCCACCCUCCCCCUCAAAAACCCCAUUGAUAUUACUGAAAAAUAUUACAGGCGCUGAUAACUUACAUUUCACACCCUUCCUUGGUAGUGUGUGCGGGCUAAUUUGUCCUUCUGGUCCCUAGAGUGUCACUGUCUAGUAUAACCUAUCUUUCUUUUUAUCUUCGAAUGCCUGCGAAUGGAAUCCCACACAAAGCGUACCAUAUGUUGUUCAAAAUGCAUCUUCAAAACAAAAGAACGUGGGUAUCUGAUGUCUUCAUUUUACUGUAUAAAUAUGGUUUUGGGUAUGUGUGGGAAAAUCAGGGUGUGGAAGAUGUGAAAGUGUUAUUCAGGGAGUUAAAAUGAAGGCUUCUUGAUAACUGGUAUCAAGUUUGGCAUGGAAGUAUUAGAAAGUUUCAGUUGUAGAUCGUUUUCAUUUUAUCGAACCUUUAAAUCUACUUUUUCUUCAUGUAAAAUCUGAACAAUGUCCAGUACAUAGGGAUCGGUAAUGCUUAAACAUGUUUUUGACUCGUGGUUUCAUGUCUGAAGCCACAUUGUCUGCAUUUUGGGAACAACCAAACUGACAAUCCAAAUAUCCUGUCAUGUCCCUUCUGUUUCGGUGUUGUAGAGUCGGAAUUGCAAUUGGUAUGUCCAAAAUAUAGUGUAUUGAGAAAGAAAUUUAUACCUAAAAAGUAUUAUCACUAUCCAUCUGCUUUCUGUUUAUCUGUGCUACAACAAAUACUAGUAAGCAUAUAGUUAAUGAUGUAGCAGAUUACAUCUAUGAGGCAUUUGAGCUACAAAAUUUAACUGAUAGUUCAUCAUACUGAUUGUUCAGCUUAGGAUGUAUGUUUUAUUGCAUUGUUUUAUAUUGUACUGCAUACUGUUUGGAUUCCCCUUGAAAUGGCCACAAGGCUUCUUCAAUCAACCUACCUUUAUUCACUUUAGUGUUCUAUAGGUAGCUUUUCCUGCUACUUUGUUAUCUUUCAAACCAAAAAAGCAAUCACUUACCCAAAGCUUUCAACAUAUGUGCUCGGCCAGUUUUAAAGAUUGGAUGUGGAUAUUUUGUAUAGUACUGGAACUGAACCUGCAGAUGUAGUUAAGUAUAUACAUAUGUGAUCCAUGUGUUUAUAUACAUUUUCAGUUGGAUGUAUUUAUAAUCUUACAUGUACUUGUGUGUCUGUGUGUGUCCAUGCUCAUCUAUGUUUUCACCUUAUUGUUUUUUGUAUAUCUGUGUGGUUGUAUAUGUUUGCUAAGUACACUUACAGUACAAUGCUAAGCAUUGCAGCCCAAGUACUGCUCAACUUUGUAUCCUAAAGAUCUAAAUAUGCAUAGAACUGUACAUGUACUUGAUACUGAAUCACAUGGGACUGCAAGAAGGAAGCCCCAAAAUAUCUUGUAUAUAAAAUAUCUUGUAUAUAAAAUGUUUUCAGUGUAGGAUUGCUUGUAUACUUUUGAAGCUUUGACAAAAUAUUGAGCCCUUAAGAGGGGUGGGGGGAACCCCACACUCAUGUGAAGUAGCUAAAAUAUUUUGGAACAAGCUACUGAAAGUGUGACAUCUGUCAAAUGACAUCAAAUAAAGAGUGCUGUCAAAACUCAAUAAAAAAGGUAUAAAAUGCUUGUAAA